UCCGGUUCCGGUUCCCGAGGUAUGGCCGAGGAACAGUCUUAUUGGGUCACCCGGUACUUUCAUUCGUGAGUAUGUUACGCAAGUGUUCACAGCACUUUGUGGGUGCGAUGGGACCGCCGGGUGGCGGCACAAACAUGGUCACGUCCCGUUUUCUGCGCCAUAUGAACAUCAUAUGCCUGGACACUUUCGGGGACGAGACAUUAUCGAAAAUAUUCAGUACAAUCCUGGAAUGGCACUUUGCUAAGGGCUUUGAGGAUUCAAUUUGUCGUCAAAUUAAAAACAUUGUGAAUGCAACAAUGGAGAUUUACAAAGCCGCAAUGGAAAAGUUUCUACCGACACCUUUGAAAUCCCAUUACACAUUUUCCUUGCGCGAUUUCUCAAGGGUGAUCGGUGGAAUGCUUUUGGUUCCUUCGUCCGUCAUGACCGAUGUUGAUAAACUAAUCCGAUUGUGGAUACACGAAAGUUAUCGAGUGUUUAACGACAGGCUAAUCGAUGAUGGUGACAAGAAAACUUUUUUCGACAUUGUCAAAAACACGAGUUAUAACGUCUACAGGCAACACAUGGAAAAGGUAAUGGCAAUUUGGAUACCGGAAGGCGAGAAGUUAUCUGUCGAUACUGCUCGUAACUUAUUCUUUGGAAACUACAUGAACCCAGAUGCCGAUCCUAAAAUUUAUGAUGAAGUCGCCGAUCUAGAGGAUUUAGUUGAAAAGAUGAAUUUCUACUUGGGAGAAUACAACAUGAUUUCUAGGUCGCCCAUGCAUCUUGUUAUGUUCAAAUUUGCAAUAGAGCAUGUCUCCAGAGUUUCGCGCGUUUUAAUGCAGGAUAAUGGGAACGUGCUUCUGGUUGGUAUUGGAGGUUCCGGCCGACAUUCCGCGGUUAAAUUGGCGGCUGCGAUGGCGGAAUACAAUUUAUUUGAGAUUGAAAUAUCUAAGACUUACGGUGUUUCCGAAUGGAGAGACGAUUUAAAAAAAUUACUGUUGAAAGCCGGCGGAGAGGGGAAGCCCAUCAUUUUCUUGUUUGCCGACACGCAGAUUAAACAGGAGGCGUUUACGGAGGACAUCAAUAUGAUACUCAACACUGGAGAUGUUCCUAACUUGUACGCGGCCGAUGAGAAAGUCGAAAUACUGGAGAAGAUGCAGACGGCCGCCAGAGAAACUGGCAAAAAAGUCGAUAACACACCUUUGGCGUUAUACAAUUUUUUUAUCGAACGGAUUAGAAAUAAUUUGCAUGUCGCGUUGGCUAUGAGUCCCAUUGGUGGCAGUUUUCGUGUGCGGUGCAGAAUGUUCCCGUCACUUAUAAACUGUUGCACCAUUGACUGGUUUAUGAAGUGGCCAGACGAUGCAUUAGAGCGUGUUGCGAAAAUGUUUCUACAACAAACCGACAUUCAGAUGGAGAUGAUAGAGAAGUGUGUUGAAAUUUGUAAACAUUUUCAUACCGCCAUCGAAGUAGCUUCGGAUAAGUUUUACGAGGACUUGCAGCGUCGCACUUAUGUCACACCUACGUCUUACUUAGAAUUGAUACAGACAUUUAAAAGUUUGUACUAUUUAAAAGUAGACCAAAUCACUUUACAAAGAAAUCGAUACGAGACCGGUUUGGACAAGCUUGAUUUUGCAGCCGGUCAAGUUAGCCUCAUGCAGGAAGAACUGCAUGCGCUACAACCUAAACUGGUCGUUGCGUCAGGGGUCACCGAAAAACUUAUGGUAAAAAUCGAGCAAGAUACUAUUGUAGUGGAAAAACAAAAAGAAAUUGUAGGAGCCGACGAGGCACUAGCCAAUGAAGCAGCCGCAGCCGCGCAAGCUAUAAAAGAUGACUGCGAAUCGGAUUUAGCCGAAGCUAUCCCUGCACUGGAAGCCGCAGUUGAAGCCCUAGACACCUUAAAACCCGCAGAUAUUACUCUUGUAAAGUCUAUGAAAAAUCCACCAGCUGGCGUUAAACUCGUCAUGGAAGCUAUAUGUAUCAUGAAGGGUAGUAAAGCGGACAGAAAGCCGGAUCCGACAAGUGGCAAAAUGGUGGAGGACUACUGGGGCCCUUCCGUAAAACUAUUGGCCGACAUGAAAUUCCUGGACAGCCUCAAGACGUACGAUAAAGACAACAUUCCUCCGGCGAUUAUGAAAAGGAUUAGGGAAAAGUACAUACCGGAUCGUGAUUUCGAACCUGCGAAUAUUAGGAACGUUUCGACGGCCUGCGAAGGUUUGUGCAAGUGGGUUCGGGCAUUGGAGGUGUACGAUCGCGUCAUUAAAAUUGUCGCUCCCAAGCAAGAGAAGCUUCGCGGCGCCGAAUCGGAACUGGCGAUGCAAAUGGAAACUCUAAACGCGAAAAGAGCCGAAUUGAAACAAAUCUUAGAUAAGCUGCAAGCGUUAAACGACGAAUUUGCCGCGGAAACAAAGAAAAAAAAGGAUUUGGAGGAUAUGAUUGAACUGUGCUCUCAAAAACUUGUAAGAGCCGAACAAUUAAUUGGCGGUUUAGGUGGCGAAAAAACGCGUUGGUCCGAAACCGCCGCUUAUUUGCAAGGACUCCUCGGGAACGUGAUUGGGGAUGUUAUACUUUCGGCAGGUGUAGUGGCUUAUUUAGGUCCGUUUACUGUUGAUUACAGGACUGCCAUUGUUAAAGAAUGGAACUCCAGUGCAAUAAAGUUAGGAAUACCGUGCGCCACAAAUUUUUCUUUGGUAGUUACACUAGGCGAGCCUGUGAUUAUACGCGCAUGGAAUAUUGCGGGGCUACCCGUCGAUAAUUUUAGUAUCGAAAAUGGAAUAAUUGCCACCAAAUCAAGACGAUGGCCCUUGAUGAUAGAUCCCCAAGGUAAAUAG
Photinus pyralis (common eastern firefly) is the source of this 2807-nucleotide messenger RNA. RefSeq names its product dynein heavy chain 3, axonemal-like. Gene Ontology annotation, cellular component: dynein complex. The coding region runs from base 72 to 2807 and encodes 911 amino acids. Gene Ontology annotation, biological process: microtubule-based movement. Lineage: Eukaryota; Metazoa; Arthropoda; Insecta; Coleoptera; Lampyridae. Gene Ontology annotation, molecular function: minus-end-directed microtubule motor activity; dynein light intermediate chain binding; dynein intermediate chain binding. The transcript is spliced from 12 exons. The record is from RefSeq and is a predicted model, not a curated record.